This is a messenger RNA of Bufo bufo (common toad), 1634 nucleotides long. It is a transcript of the gene CKMT1A, whose product is annotated as creatine kinase, mitochondrial 1A. The transcript is spliced from 10 exons. Bases 140 to 1396 code for a protein of 418 amino acids. Gene Ontology annotation, biological process: phosphocreatine biosynthetic process. Gene Ontology annotation, cellular component: mitochondrion. Lineage: Eukaryota; Metazoa; Chordata; Amphibia; Anura; Bufonidae. Gene Ontology annotation, molecular function: creatine kinase activity. The record is from RefSeq and is a predicted model, not a curated record.
AUACUAAAGGCACUUCCUAGUGUACAGAUUGUGCCAGUCUGUACAGUCGAGAAGAAAGGCACCAUCCAGACCACAGGGCAGUCACCAGAUCGUCCGAUCCCUUCUUCCAUCACUAUCCUAGAGCUCCAAGACUGCAAAAAUGGCCAGCACCUUCACAAAAGUCUUGUUAUCCAGGCACUCAGCUGGACUUCUGGCAAUGGCUGGUGCUGGGUCACUAGCCGCUGGGUACCUCAUGGGUAGAGAAGUAAUCAGUGCCGAUUCAGAAAAGAAAAGGAGGCUCUAUCCAGCAAGUGCAGAGUACCCAGACCUCCGGAAACACAAUAACUGUAUGGCAAGUAACCUGACUCCUGCCAUCUACGCUAAGCUCUGCAACAAGUCCACUCCUAAUGGCUACACCCUGGAUGAGUGUAUUCAGACUGGUGUAGAUAACCCUGGACAUCCCUUCAUUAAAACUGUGGGCAUGGUAGCCGGAGAUGAAGAAUGCUAUGAGGUGUUUGCAGAUAUUUUUGAUCCUGUUAUAAAGGAGCGACACAACGGGUAUGAUCCAAGAACCAUGAAACACCCCACAGAUUUAGAUGCCAGCAAGGUUAAAGCUGGUCACUUUGAUGAACGUUAUGUACUGUCAUCUCGGGUUCGCACUGGAAGAAGUAUCAGAGGUCUCAGCCUGCCUCCAGCAUGUACCCGAGCAGAGAGGAGGGAAGUUGAGCGAGUGGCAGCUGAUGCCCUCAGUGGUCUUACUGGAGACCUGACUGGACGCUACUACAGACUGAGUGACAUGACAGAAAAAGAACAGCAACAGUUAAUAGAUGAUCACUUCCUCUUUGACAAGCCUGUAUCACCACUACUAACGGCUUCAGGGAUGGCACGUGACUGGCCUGAUGCCCGUGGAAUCUGGCACAAUAACGAGAAGACCUUCCUUAUUUGGAUAAAUGAAGAAGAUCAUACCAGGGUCAUCUCUAUGGAGAAAGGCGGUAACAUGAAAAGUGUCUUUGAACGUUUCUGCAAGGGUCUUAAAGAGGUUGAGAAAUUAAUUCAGGAGAAAGGCUGGGAAUUCAUGUGGAACGAAAGGUUGGGAUAUAUCCUCACCUGUCCAUCUAACCUGGGCACUGGCCUGCGUGCUGGUGUACACAUCAAUCUACCUCUACUGAGCAAGGAUUCACGCUUCUCUAAGAUCUUAGAAAAUCUCCGUCUACAAAAAAGAGGAACAGGAGGAGUGGACACAGCAGCUGUUGGUAGCACAUUCGACAUCUCAAACCUGGACCGUUUAGGAAAAUCUGAGGUGGAACUGGUGCAACUGGUCAUUGAUGGAGUGAACUAUCUUAUUGACUGUGAGAAGAGACUAGAAAAAGGUCAAGACAUUCGUAUUCCUGCACCUGUGGCUCAGUUCAAGCAUUAAUCCAAAGUUCUCUUGUACACUAAGCAAUGUGGCCUACAGUAUCUGAAUGCACCAAUAAUAAUAAUAAUAAUAAUAAUAAUAAUGCAUUGUGCAUUGAUACAUUGUAUUCCCAGUGUGCUGCUGCAGCCAGGGGUGGGAUUCAAAUUUUUAACAACAGGUUCCCUACUCAACGGCAGACACGCGGUGUCUUGACAUAUAUUUACAUAUACAUACACCAUAUAUAUGAAACACACAUAAA